UUUAUUAAAUUCUUAUCAUUUUGAAAUUCUUAAUAUUUUUAACAUGGUUUAGCAUGGCAACAUUGUAUCGUCGCGAUCCACCGUCCUUAAAUACUUCUUCGGAAAUGAAAGAAAAAAUAACAAAUUGGUACGAGAGCGCGGGAGCUGAGCUGAAAAUUGGAUGACUGUGUCAUGAAAAUAUUAUCUAAUAAAGCAAUUAUUAAGAGUGUUGACCACAUGACCAGCAUGAAUUUUGUUGUUUCACUCAAAAUACAAUUGCCAUCUUCUUUUCAACGCCUCUUCGUCAUGCUCCUAUGUUAUCAUUCAGUGACGACUUUAGAAAUUUUAUGGGUCAUAUUGAUUCAAUUGGUCUAUCAUUUUUAGCAUUUUGAGAUACAAACACUUAAUUAAUUCAACUGUCAAAUCCAUCGUUCAACCAUCUUUCUGCCAGCAUCAAUCAUAAUUGUUAAUCGUAUAUCUCGUGUAUAAAGGAAAAACUUUUUCGAUCGAAUCGGCGAAGUUCCAAAGUACAAACCAUGGUUUUCAUAAGGACCCUGUGGAUCAUUCUGAUGGUAUUUUUCGUCGCUGUUCACGGUCAACCAUCGAUAAAAUGCACCGGUGAGCCUGAGGAUGAUUGCAUCACCAAAAGUGUCCGAGAAUACUGCAACACCGUGACGGAACGUCAAUGUCUCAUCUACAAGCUCACCUCGGGACUAGAAACAUUAUUGGACGAAGAAAUGCAGUGAACGUGUUGGAUAGUUCGAAAAAAAAUGCGGUGUACAGUGCGGUAAAAUCUUCGUAUAAUCGGGGACUGUUAUCGUCUCCGAGAUUAGGCGAGUGCGAUGCUCAUUACGUAAAAAAGUAUGGAUCUCCGUUGAAGCUUGAGGAUUCGGGCACCGUACGACCAGGACGAAUGUUUGGUUCAUCAGAAUUUUUAUCGGUGGAGCGACUUCCGAACGAAGUGUUCGAUCACGGGUAUGACGGAUUCAUUCAUUCAUCGGAAUUUUUGAUCCACGAUUAUGAUGUUGGUUUUUUGAGCGAUGAUUUCGAGAAAUAUUUUCACUGGCGUGGAAGCGCUGUGAACACGAACGUAAAUAAUCGCCCAAGCCGCGUUCCUCGUCAGAAAUUAAAAAACCACCAGGCCAAACGAAAAUCGAGAAAAUUCUCGAAGAAAAAGUCGAAAGUCGAAACAAAUUUGGGAGAUGAAAUCGAAGCUCCUUUCUACACAGAGAAUGACACUUUCAGUAGUUUAUUUAGAAACCCAAUGGACAUGCCCAGUGGUAAUAAUUCAACGGAGAAAGCAAAUAUGUUAAGGUGGCUACCCGGGGCUUGUGGCAAUGUAAGAAGAAUCGUCGGAGGCUGGAAUAUCAAAAGCAUAGAACAGCUUCCCUACAUGGCGUUUAUCGACAGCGGAUGCGGUGGUUCGAUCAUCGGCACGCGAUGGGUCAUUACCUCUGCUCAAUGCCUCAUAGGAUAUCAGCCUAAAUUCGUUUACGUUGGAAGUAUUGAUCUCCUCGGUGGAUGCGAACACGGUGUCGAGAGAACUUAUCGCCAUCCAAAAUUCUCGAAUAAAGGAUUUUCAGCUGAUAUUGGUUUGAUAAUGGUAAAGCCAAAUUUUGUAUAUUCCCCGGCUAUUAAACCUAUCAAGUUUACUAGUAAACGAGCACGCGUGGGCUUAUGCGGCAUCGUUUCUGGCUGGGGUGCUCAAAGACACGGAGGAGAACUAUCGAGGAAGCUCAAAAUGACGAUAAUUCCAGUCGUACUAAGGUACAGAUGUCUUUUGAGUCUAACCCAAAGGGAACUAUUUUGUGCCGGAUACAUCGAUGGCAAAGCUGAUUCGUGUCAGGGUGAUAGCGGAGGUCCAUUCGUGGCCGGUGGAUUACUUUAUGGAAUAACAUCUUUUGGUUUUAAAUGUGGACGUCGUAGAUCUCCCGGGGUCUACGUCCAAAUUUCGUCUUAUCGUAAUUGGAUCCAUAGCGUUAGCGGGGUUUGAGUCCAAUUAUGUUUUAAAAUACAUCCGAAUUGUAAAAGCCGACGGAGAAAGAUUUCAUUCUGACUAAAACACUUACCGAUAAUUUUAGCGAAACGUGAAAAAAGAUGGUUCGCCGUCGUCGGAAACUUCGCAAACGUUAACAAAUAAUGAUCGAAGUAAAAAAUUUUUUCAUUCGUCUUGCGACUAGUUACAGAUUUAUUCGAUUCAUUCAAACGUUUUGAUCGAGUGUUUCGCAUUUAAAAAUGGAAAGGAUCUAAAAUUUUCGUCCCCGGAAGGCAACGAAAAUGCAACAUCAUUUUUAAAAAGAUACGGACAACUCGAUUAGGUCGCGACGCAUUUGCAUCGAUCAUAAUAAUUUAGGGAUACGCUUUUGUUGGGUUUUCACUCCUCCUCAUUCUCGAAGCAUCGCGACAGUGAAAAAACGUGAAUCUCCAAUUUCAGCUCCGUUAAGAAACAACCGCGAGCGUUAGUGAUGAACAAAUAUAAAUAAACUUUAGUGCGAUAAACUCCAGCAUAAAAUUUUAAAAGUGUAAAAAUUGCGCCAAGUAUUAAAAAUCGCAACCUCCUUUAUAAUAA
This is a messenger RNA of Venturia canescens, 2548 nucleotides long. Its product is annotated as trypsin 5G1-like. Gene Ontology annotation, molecular function: serine-type endopeptidase activity. The record is from RefSeq and is a predicted model, not a curated record. NCBI's taxonomy places the organism in Eukaryota, Metazoa, Arthropoda, Insecta, Hymenoptera, Ichneumonidae. The transcript is spliced from 6 exons. Gene Ontology annotation, biological process: proteolysis. The coding region runs from base 665 to 1972 and encodes 435 amino acids.